Messenger RNA from Colletotrichum acutatum, 1917 nucleotides. Its product is annotated as impB/mucB/samB family protein. Gene Ontology annotation, cellular component: nucleus. Gene Ontology annotation, biological process: error-prone translesion synthesis. The coding region runs from base 1 to 1917 and encodes 638 amino acids. Gene Ontology annotation, molecular function: damaged DNA binding; DNA-directed DNA polymerase activity. Lineage: Eukaryota; Fungi; Ascomycota; Sordariomycetes; Glomerellales; Glomerellaceae. The transcript is spliced from 2 exons. The record is from RefSeq and is a predicted model, not a curated record.
AUGACGGCAUCGACGACGUCCCCGCCGUCCCUCGACGAGGUGCCAGAAGAUGCCCAUGGGGUUCCGGAGCAUGACACCCUCAAAUACUCUCUCUUGGGUCCAUCUCUUACAAAAGCUGGGCAGGAUGCUGUCGAUCAGUCCAAGGUAUCCGAGAUCAUCUACAACGCCUCGAAAGGAUCAAAAUUCUUCAAUCGUGAAGAAGAACGCGACAAGACCUUGACAAAGAAGAUUGAACAAAUCCUCGAAAAGAAAUGCCACCUCGAGAAGCAAGACCUCAGUCGAGAGCUUCGCCUCGCUGACCAGCUCAUCACACAGUUGGAGAUGUCCCGAGAUCUCACUCAAUACAUCGUGCACAUCGACUGCGAUGCAUUUUAUGCUGCCGUUGAACUGCUAGACCGGCCCGAACUCAAAGAUAUCCCCUUCGCUGUUGGCGGCGGUGUUCUGACAACGUGUAAUUACGUUGCGCGAAAGUAUGGAUGUCGAAGUGGGAUGGCUGGGUUCGUCGCCAAGAAGCUAUGCCCCGAACUGGUCCUGCUCAAGCUCAACUUUGAGAAGUACACGGCAAAGGCACACGAGGUCCGCGAGAUCCUAGUCGAAUACGACCCUCGAUUCGAGAGUGCGAGUAUUGACGAGGCGUACUUGAAUAUUACGGAAUACUGCACGAAUAAGGGGAUCGAGCCGGCCGAAGCCGUGGAGCAAAUGCGGCGAGAGGUCCACGAGAGAACCAAGAUCACAGUUUCAGCGGGCAUCGCAGCAAAUGCGAAGCUUGCCAAAAUCUGUUCGAACAUGAACAAGCCGAACGGCCAGUUUGUUCUCCCAAAUGAUCGAGGCGAAAUCUUGCGUUUCAUGGCAAAGCUUCCCCCCAGAAAGGUCAAUGGCGUUGGUCGUGUGCUUGAGCGGCAGUUGGCCGAAAUUGGUAUCAAGACUUGCGCGGACAUCUACCCUUAUCGCCAAUUCCUCCGACCGCUCUUUGGCGACAAGGCGUACGAAUUCCUGAUCAAUGUUCAUCUCGGCCUAGGGCGCACCAAGAUCCAGCCGGCAGAGGAGUAUGAGAGGAAAAGCGUCGGCACCGAGAGCACUUUCAAAGAUAUGUCUGAUCCCCAGCAAUUCAGAGAAAAGCUGAAAUGGACUGCGGAGGAGUUGGAGAAGGACAUGAAGAGGGCAGAAGUCAAGGGUCGCACGCUGGUUCUCAAGGUGAAGCUUCACACGUACGAGAUCUUUACGCGACAAAUCGUGUUACCGAGAGCCAUCUGUCUAGCUGAUGACCUUUAUCAUUUCUCCGUCCCCAUCUUGGCGAAGUUGGAGGAGGAAAUGCCAGGCAUGAUGCUGCGCCUCAUGGGUUUACGAUGUACGCACCUUGUCAGCACGAAGAAGCCAGAUACGAUGGCAUUCUUUGGUUUCAGAUCACGAAGACCUGAUGCUGCGGCCUCGCCUGAGAAGGCUUCAAAGCCUAUGCACUCUGGAGCCAGCGGUGAACUUGACGAUGACGGCUGGGAGCGAUGGCCCGAGGAAGAACUUUUGGGGCUUGAUAAUCAUGAAGAUUUCCAAACAGUUGACAUCGAGAGCGAUGGCACGAACCUCGACAGCAAACCAAGCCCAGCUAGAAGGCACGGCAAAGAGAUUUUGCCGAAUCCUGUGCCGGAAUACGCACCCGUCAACGAUGAGAUGUGGGAUUGCCCAAUUUGCAAUCGCCCACAGUUGCCGGAUGAACGUCAGUUCAACGAGCACAUCGACCUUUGCCUCUCAAGGCAGACCAUUCGCGAAGCCGUGCACGAGGACAAGCCCUCUGCGCCGCUCUCGAGGUCAACGACGCCGGACGUGAAGAAGGUCAAGGUCGGCGGAGAGAAGAAACGCGGCAGGCCACCCGCGAGGCCGUCGAGUGACGACCCACGGCAGAAGAAGCUUUGUUUUGGAUAA